This is a messenger RNA of Carassius carassius (crucian carp), 1085 nucleotides long. RefSeq names its product RAB5 interacting factor (gene rab5if). Bases 143 to 526 code for a protein of 127 amino acids. The transcript has 4 exons. Lineage: Eukaryota; Metazoa; Chordata; Actinopteri; Cypriniformes; Cyprinidae. The record is from RefSeq and is a predicted model, not a curated record. Gene Ontology annotation, biological process: mitochondrial respirasome assembly.
CGCAGAACCAGUUCCUUCAGCUGUGUCAAUGUGGGGUGAGAAGCAGCAGCAGAUCUGAGCGCUCGCGGAAGAUUUUACAGUCCGGGUCAAGUCUUUAGUCAACGGAGCGCGUGUGUUCUCGAGUCUGCAGCCACGGAGCGUCAUGACGAGCAGCUCGAAGCGGAAAGAGGAGGUUCACGCGGUGAACGGAGGACUGAAGCAGUCCUCGUGGAGCAAAGCCGUGAGCUGCAGAGCAGUGUGGGACGAGAAGGAUGAGUUUUUAGACGUAGUUUACUGGCUCCGUCAGAUCAUCGCUGUCAUCUUGGGUGUGAUAUGGGGCGUCGCACCCCUGAAAGGGUUUCUGGGGAUAGCCAUAUUCUGUAUCAUCAACGCUGGCGUCCUGUACGUGUACAUCAGCAGUUUCCAGCAGGUGGACGAGGAGGAGUACGGAGGAACAUGGGAGCUCACCAAAGAGGGCUUCAUGACUUCAUUUGCUUUGUUUCUGGUGGUCUGGAUUAUCUUCUACACGGCGCUACACUACGACUGAGGACCGCAGGACAGACAGAGAUGGACUCUUAUUUAAUGUGAUCAUGAUGGAGCUGUUUUCCGAGGCGUCUGCAUAUGUUCCCUCCAGCAUGUGUGUGCCUGAGGAAGAGGUGCAUCAUGGGUACAAGACAUGUCAAUAACCUUCUGAAGCCAGGAAGCUGAUGUUGUCCAGUGCACUGCCAUGACUGUGGGGUUAAUAGUUGUUUCUGUUUGUCCUCUCUGCUUUUUCUUGAUUUAACUUAAUUUUAUAUUUUUCUUUCACGAUUAGCAUCCAACACAGAUUGUCUUACUCUGUUAUGACCAGUGAAAUCAGACAGCAGCGUGUAAAUUCUGUACAAUUCAUUUUAUCGAAUCCAUAAUGUAUUAAAGCAUUUCUUAAGUCUUGUUGAUGUAACAAACUGCUCAGUAUUUUAUAGUGUAUUGAUGGAAAUGCGAAUGGUCUGUAUGCUUGUGAUGAGUAAGGAGAUGUAGCCGAGGCCGUAGAGAGACUGUUUUCUGGAUGACAUGUUUUGGAGAAUAAAAUUAAGCUGGGUUUUGUCUGCCCUACACUUUUCAACAGA